AUGAGAGUUUUUGACUUGAAAGUUAGCAAGUCAGUAGCCACCGCAUCACGACAGGAAGGAAUUAUGUCGAUCAAUUGCGUUGUGGCAAAAUCAAAAAAUUUGAUCGAGGAUGAAAAAGAAACACGGAAGGAGCAGCAGUUGAAAAUAAAUUUCUAUCCCUUGUACCAAAAGCUUAUGAUGACAAAAAAACUAUAUAUUUAUACCAUGCAGACGAGACAGUUGCUGAAAGAAUCCGCAGCUGUUUCCUCGUCUGCAGUGCUGACAGCAGCUAGCCGCCGUUGCAGCUACGCUAUACCUAGCCUACAGUGACAGCGGCUAUGCAGGCUAGGUCGUCUACCGUUGCUCCUGCUGCAACUGCGGCCGGCUGCUCUGCUCUUUCACGACUAGUACACGAAGAUGAAUGCGAU
Molecule: messenger RNA, 407 nt
Organism: Amoebophrya sp. A120
Lineage: Eukaryota; Dinophyceae; Syndiniales; Amoebophryaceae
Source: the annotation of a GenBank genome assembly